AUACUGUAUGUUAAAAAAGUCCUAGAAUCUUUACUUUACUAAUGAACAAUCAUUGUCUUAACACAAGUUGUAGUCAGACAUCUGGGGAAUGUGAGUAUGGUUGUGUACUGGGGUGGUAUAGACCGACAUGUAGUACCAGAUGUCCUGACAACUGUGCUGCUGGUGCCUGCAACAGAUACGAUGGCUCAUGUUUGUCUUGUAGGGAGAGAUUCAGGGAUACAUAUUGUAACAUGUCCUGUCCUCGACAUUGUGUUGAAUGUGACCAGAAUGCCAGCAACUGUAUGUCGUGUGAGCCUGGUUAUUUUGUAAACACCUGUGGAGAAAAGUGCAACGGUUGCCCUAAUGAGAAGUGUGAAAUCACAGAUGGAUUCUGCAUUGACGGAUGUAAACCAAAUUUGUUUGGGCGAGAAUGUCAGUCAUGUCACUGUCUAAUGCCCCGAUGUAACGUUACGGGGUUAUGCACAGGGUGUCAGAAUGGCUACUAUGGCCAGAGAUGUUCCUCUACAUGUCCACCGAGGUGCGAUACCUGUGAGCAGUAUACUGGCGACUGUGUGACUUGUGUGGAAGGCUGGCGCGGUCAUAUGUGCAACGUGUCAUACGUAAGGUCAGUUCGUCAGCUGGUCCGUGUCUUGUCAUCAUGCAUUGGCGUCGUACUCUUUAGUGCUGUCAUUGUAGCUGCAUUUAUCAUCAUCAGAAAAAAGUGCACUGGAUCGCCAAGGGGCAUUUAUCUCUCCCCUGUCCGAACUGACCACCUUGUAUCGGAUGACAUUUCUCUGCAAGAGUUCAGUGACAACGGGGAAAGUGAACAAUCUCAGUACGAAACUAUUCCCGAUAAUUCACAGGCAGGAUACGAGGCGCUUUCGCCAUCAACUUCACGCACUUCCGGGUACACAGCUCUGCUGCAGUCGGCUGAAAAUGCCCGGGUGACAGCAGACUAAUAUUUUCAACGCACAUCGUUCUGUUUCACUUGUUGGGCUGUUGGUUCAGUUACUGAUUCGUCUUCCAUGUUUCGGCUGACACAUUCUGAAACUGGGUUAAUAUCCUAGUAUAUACAAAAGGCAGAUGUCAAAAUAUUUAACAUCCUCAGUGACUUUUCUGUCAAGUGUUACAACUCCAAGUGGCCGUGUCUUUUUCUUGUAACUUUAUAGUCUAAAAGACAUUUUGUCCCAUAUACGAGUUCCAAUUCAUAGAGCACUAUCUAUUCAUCUUCCUAUAUCAUAACUCAGAAUUUCAAAUUGAUGACCAUUGAAACCUGAUUUUCCAGAGAGACUCAAUUGCAAAUUACUCAUAAUUUGGAGUCAUUUGGUUAUCACAAACAUUAUUGUACCACCUGAACCAUUGACGAAUGUACGUGUUGUUAAUGCUUGGGUGUGGACCUCUCCAUAUAAUUGUACUUAGUAUGAAUUCACAGAGCUAUAUUUAUCACGUAUUUUAGUAUUUGAAGACAAACCAAUUGUAGGUAAACUAAAACAUAUGUGUAUACAUCCAUAUGCUUCAAACUGGACAUAUUCCUGUCAUAUACAAUCAUGUACAAAGAUUUAAUCUCACUUCAACUCGCUAGAGCUUAUUGGUCUAAAUGCAGUCCGUCGUCAGCCCGCCAUCAUUCAAAGCUUUGUAUAUUAUAGAGUUGACUCUCAUGCUGUAUAGUUAAAAUCGAAUUCUUGUCAAAUAACAGCAGGAUUUGGAUUCCAUAAUUAUUGGGAUGUACAAUAUUAUUUUGCUUAAAGCUAACGUUUAUGUGUAAAAUAUAUAUAAAUGUAAUAAUUCUCCACAAACAUUAGUGUUAUGCGAUUUAACUACCUUAAUGCCAGCCUUAUGACACAAGGCAGUCUCUCCAUGAAUUUAGUGGAAAUGAGUCUGUUGUGUAUAUAGUUAUAUAUUGUCUAUCAGAUGCAGACUUUAACGAUCUCUCUCUAUGAAUAUAGUGGAAAUGAGUCUGUUGUGUAUAUAGUUAUAUAUUGCCUAUAAGAUGCAGACUUUAAAAAUCUCACUAUGAAUAUAGUGGAAAUGAGUCUGUUGUGUAUAUAGUUCUAUAUUGUCUAUCAGAUGCAGAGUUUAACAAUCUCUCUCUAUGAAUAUAGUGGAAAUGAGUCUGUUGUGUAUAUAUUCAUAUAUUGUCUAUAAGAUGCAGACUCGCGCUUCUGAACUUUGAGGUUUCACCAGCUGAGCUCAGUAAUGCGUCUAUAUUUAUAAUACUUGCUUAUUGUGUAUAUUAUUAAGAACGAGUAGAUGUUUACGUGGACAGUGACAUAUUGAUUGUACUUAUGAAACCGUAUUUUACAAUCAAAUCAACUUUCUAUUCAUGUUUCCUGUUCGAAAUACUUGCACGCAUACAAGUGGUUUGAGUUUUUCGUUUUCUCUGAUUAACCACUGAGACAGACUUGUGGCGAUCAACUUAAACUCAAUUUAUAUAAAACGUACGUGCAUAUAUUCACAUUCGACAACAUUUAGGUACAAUAUAUAUUCAUAUUUCUGUUAUAUACGCUGUGUAUAUCGUGAGCUGCUGUUAUUUGCGAAUAAUA
This is a messenger RNA of Haliotis rubra (blacklip abalone), 2522 nucleotides long. RefSeq names its product scavenger receptor class F member 1-like. The record is from RefSeq and is a predicted model, not a curated record. Bases 42 to 938 code for a protein of 298 amino acids. Lineage: Eukaryota; Metazoa; Mollusca; Gastropoda; Lepetellida; Haliotidae. The transcript has 3 exons. Gene Ontology annotation, molecular function: scavenger receptor activity.